Molecule: messenger RNA, 429 nt
Organism: Microthlaspi erraticum
Lineage: Eukaryota; Viridiplantae; Streptophyta; Magnoliopsida; Brassicales; Brassicaceae
Source: the annotation of a GenBank genome assembly
AUGCAGCCUCUAAGGCAAGACCAGGAGAGAAAAAGAAAGAUCCACCAGCUCAGGCCUUCAGUCAAGCCAUCUCAGCUCACAAUGACCUUGUUCCCCACCAAGUUUGAAAAUGGGAAGAUUGAGUACAAGAUAAGGUACAAGGGGAGAUCAAGGCCAUUCUCUAGAGCCAAGGCCUUGGUGACUUCAGAACAGUCCAGGGACCCAACCAAGCUAAAGGAGCUUCUGUCUCAAGUCCUCACUAUCACCCUUGAUGGUCUUUUGGAGCAUUCUGGAGCAUAUGGGACAGGAGCAUGGUUGCAUGGACGCAGCUCAACUGGAUACGCAAAGGAAGAAGGAGGAAGCCAUCUUGAAGACCAGCUCGACCACCUACUCGACCAACCGGUCGAGUUCCUCAACUCGACCGGCCAAGCUUCAACUCGAUCGAGCUGA